Xiphias gladius (swordfish) is the source of this 4875-nucleotide messenger RNA. RefSeq names its product MAP7 domain containing 2b (gene map7d2b). NCBI's taxonomy places the organism in Eukaryota, Metazoa, Chordata, Actinopteri, Istiophoriformes, Xiphiidae. The record is from RefSeq and is a predicted model, not a curated record. Gene Ontology annotation, biological process: microtubule cytoskeleton organization. The coding region runs from base 37 to 1929 and encodes 630 amino acids. The transcript has 15 exons. Gene Ontology annotation, cellular component: microtubule cytoskeleton.
CCCCUCCUUGCGGUGAAAAUCACGCCGACCGUCGAGAUGACCAAAGUGGCACCAAGCCGGCCCGACAUGACAGAGCUGUCGGAGGUGCUGCGGGACAAGGAGCGUCGGGCGCAGCAGCAGCUGGAGCGCUGCGCCGAGGAGCGAGGGAGGAAGAUGGAGGAGCAGAGGAGGAAGGAGCAGCGGCGCAGGGCGGCCGCUGGGGAGAGGAGGCGGCAGCAGCAAGAGGAAGGAAAGGAGAGGCUGGAGGCCCUGGUCCGCCGGAGAGCUGGGGGUGCCGAGACAAGAGGAGGCGGAGGAGGAGGAGGAGGAGGAGGAGGAGGAGGAGGUGGAGGAGGUGGAGGAGGAGGGGAGGCUCAGGACCACCUGGAUAACAGGCCCAAACGGUGGACAUGGGGAGGACCGCCUGAUGGAGUGGAGGGUAACCCUAAGACCCCGCCCUGCCAUGCCAUUGGCUCCGCUCAGCCCAAUGAGCUUCUCGCUGCUUCGAGUGCCAGCCAGUCCCGUAACGUCGUUGACUUCCUGUCUCCACCCGCCACGGAUCCGCCAAUGAACAAACAGCUCUCCAGCUCUUCGGCCGCCCUCCACUCACCGGAGAGAGCUUCCUCCAACAACCACAGACCGUACAGAAGUCCCUCCAACCGCAGGAGCAUCGCUGGACUCCCCGAAGACACGUCCAGAGCCAAAACACCCACGGGGGAGACUCCAAACACACCGGUCCGCAGUGCUUCCUUCAGGGCCAACAAUAAAGGCCCGGCCACACCGAAACGGGUGAGGUCGACCAGGAGUCGCGCCCAGUCUCCCUGCUCCCCUGGACAAUACCCGACCUCCCCGCACAGGCAGAGAGCCCCCACCCCUGGCAACGAUGACAGGGGUCAGACUGAGGUCAAAGGUCAUGGCACCCUGGAGAGGAAAUCGACCAAACCUGAAACUUCAGAGAAGAAGAUCCCCAAAUCCACCAGCAGAGAACUGACCGCAGAGUCUCCAGGCACACCCACAGGCAGGAGUGUUGGUGGGACGACGGAUGCUGAGGAGGCGUCCAGGCUCCUGGCAGAGAGGCGACGUCUGGCCCGAAUACAGAAGGAGCAGGAGGAGAGACAACGGCAGGAGGAGGAGAGGCUGAGGGCUGAGGAGGAGCAGAGGAGGCAGCAGGAGGCGAGGGAGCGACAGGAGAGAGCUGCACAGCAGGCCGAGGAGGAGAGAGUGAGGAAGGAGGAGGAGAGGAGGACCAAGGAGGAGGAGGAGAGACGACAGAAGGAGCAGAGAUGGAAGGACAUGCAGGAUCAGCUGGACAGAGAGAGGGAGGAGGCCUUCCUGCGAGCCCAGAAAGAGGCUGAGAGGAAGAGACAGGAGAGAGAGCUGCUGCACAUCCAGGAGGAGCAGGAGAGGCUGCAGAGGAAGAAGAGAAUUGAGGAGAUUAUGAAAAGAACAAGGAAGAGUGAAGUGGAGCCUCCUUCUGGUGUCUCAGAACCAGACGACAACUUUGUUUUCGCAGCAUCCGACAUGAGAGCCGAGGCUCCGGUCGCUUUGGAGGAGGACGCCCCGAUUCCUGCCGAGGCCCCCGUCAUCAUGCUGGGACCCCUGGAGAAUAAGAGCUGUGUGGACGAGCUGUCUGACGGAGUCCAGUCCAUGGACGUCAGCUCUCCAUCUGUCUCCAUCAGUCCAGUGUCCAGGGACGAGCAGGCGAGCGCUCAGGAGUUUUCACCCGUCACUGAGGGAACAGAAGGCUGCCCCCUGGAGCACCUGAUGGACCUUGACGCCCAGGGGCGAGGACAGGGACAGGGUGCGGAGACGCCCCCCUACCCAAAGCUGCAGGCCAGCAGCGCGGUCGGAGACCUCAACAAGAACCUGCUGAUUCAAGCGUACAGCGCCGCGUCCGAAUCCUCCCAGCUCAUCCACAGCGUCGGCCCGAGCAAACUGGACGUCCAGUAGCCAGGUAGAGACAGACCAACAGAUGGGCCUCUUUCAGGAGCUGGCGAGUUCGGUAGAAACAGGAGCCAGGAGAAACAGACCAAGAGACCAUCGCCUCCAUCUGCAACAACAACAAUCAUCAUUUCCACAAGGGACAUCAGCUGAACACCUGAUUUCUCAUCCGUUUCACCAAACCGCACACACACGCAAACCGUUAAGCUUUUGGCCACAUUUUCAGGCAGUGCAAACGGGCAAUUCUUACUCUUAGACACACAAACAGAAUUUGACAAAAUCAUGCAAAUAAGUAUUCUUCUGAAAAAAGAAGUGGAAUCUUUGCUUUCUUGAAAACUAAACCUGUGUUCAUGUUACAAAUCUUGCAAGGCAUCCGUUGGGAAUCAAACUAGUUCAAGGUCAAUGUCAGCCCCAAUCUGCACACAUUAACCCACUUUUCAUUUACAGAUUACACACGUUUUUACAUGUUUUCGCAUUUCAGACAUCUCGCACAUCUCAUCGGACUCAAUUUCUCAAUUUCGACCUUUUUGUCCCGAACAGUCGUCUGAAGGUGUAGACGAGAUGCGCAGCGCAUCUCCUCUCCACCUGUUCCCCGUCGAAGCCAAUAUCGCCCGGCCGCAUUGCCACCACACAUCACUGGAGCGUCAUCCGCUUGAAUCUCUCAUCCCCGCUUUUGUAAAGCUCUGUAAAUAGACCUGACUGGGUGGCGGAGUCUGUCAUCGUAGGGACAGGGAGCAGCUCUGUAGCAGUUUAUCCGGAGGGAAGCCGUAACACGGAUGCUGCUGUGUGAAUCCCGUGUAGCAUCUUCAGUGAGGACUAGCUAGCUAGUUGAGCUGUUUUAUGGCUGUGGUUGUAGCUGUGUACUUCAACAGUGUGUGGGAGUUUUUUUCUCUUUCUCGUCAGUGUUUCCGAUGGUUACUCUGUGUUUAUCUCACCGCUGACCUGCUCUGCUGCCGACGGCGACUCCUACUUCUAUAACGCCCAGUUCCGCUGUAGAUUUCCGAUCAUCCUGAUGGUGGAGAAAAAAACCAUCAGCAACCGAUAUUAUCGCCCCGCUGUCGCCCCGUAACACGUAGAGCCUAUAGCUUUGGUUUCUCUGCUGCUCGACACCUAAGUGAUGGACAUUUUGUGGACUAGCAACGAUCCGCAGCAAGGACGUGAAGAAAACAUGGGGGGGGGUUCAAAAUGUCCUGUAUUUUUAUCCACAGGUCAGGAAAAUAUUGACACAGUGUGUUGUGUAUUUGUCUGGCACUGACUGUAACCACGCAAGCUGCAGUUUAUAGUGUGCACUUAACAGUAGUUGUGUGUUUCACUGCUCUGAAGACGCUUACAUCUCCACCUCAGCUCAUUCCCCCGACUAAAAUAUACCUCACCAAUUCAAAACAGACUCUGGCGUUAAACAGCGGUCACCACCUCGCAGCUCAUCACCUCUGAGGCCUUAAACCUCUGUGCAGUCAGCAUCUUCGACUGUAACACCUGCCCUCCGUGCUUCACCCUCAGGCUGUGUUUCAUCAAGCAUGUUGCACUUUUCGCUGUCGAAAGGCCCUUUUCCACUAAAAGAUACAGGAGCUAAGGCAACGGUUAUGUGAAAGCGGGGUUGGAUCACCGUUCGUGCAAAUGCCCACGGGCUGCAGAACCCUCAGUGGCCCCAAAAGCCCCAGAUUCUGUGGAUGAUCAGGAUUUUAGAAAUACUGAGGUAACAAGUUUAUAUUCCCCCAGCAGAACCACACCCGCCUGCAAAAAUUCAGUCCAACCACCAACCGAACUCUGAACGAUUUUCUGAAUAUUUAACAUAAAUCGCAUUCUAUUCAUUCAACUGUUCAGUUGUAAUUUUUAUACAUUUGAUUUUCCUGUGUUAUGCACCGGUACCAGGUACGUCAGGUAGAAUCUGAAGUUCUUUUAGUUGUUUCGACCGGCCAUUAACCAAACUCUGAGCAAAUUUCUGCGUAAUCAAGAAAAAUGACCUUUUAAUUAUUUGGUUGUGACAUUUUUGUACAUUUGUUUUGGUACCUGGUUGAUCAAGAAUGCUUGACCAACCAAACUCUGUGCAGUUGUUUGAGUAUUUAAGGAAAUCCACAUUCUAUUUAUUCAGCUGUUCAUUUACAUUUUUGUGUGUUUGAUUUCCCAACGUUAUGGACUGGUGCCAGAUAUAUUAGAAUCAGUUUUUUAAAAAAUGCAACAUGUGUAGUAUGUGUGUAAUAGUAGAAUGUAAACCCCUCCUUAUGCCAAUAUAAACCUUCAGAAUGAUCAGAAAUAAUACUGAGGACUUGAGCUCUGUCUCCUCAACACCUUCUUUAUUUUACUUUAUAUGGUGUUCAUUCGGUGCAUAUUCCUAUAUAAAUCUGUAAUGAAGGAUGGUGGAGGUGAAAGCAUGAUGUCAACAGGACUUUUUUUGGAGGGGGGGGGGGCUAGGAUCCAAAAUUGGAUCCAGAAUCGGAUCCAGGUGCAAAGAGAGUCCUUGAAAAAGUUUCUUGUUGUGGAAAAGGUGCCUCUCCUGCUGCUCCAAGGUGUCACACUGAGGGAAAAAAAAAGUGUUUCCCAGUCACUGCUGCGACCUCCAGCGCGUUGUUUUACAUUUUCACGCUCCUGUCGGCUUCCAGAUUCUCCCGAAACUCAUCGUAAGAGGGUCUGCUGGGUCCCCUUGUAUAUGACGUAAAAAUAAAGGACAUAAUGUUUAUCCUAAUAGUACUUAAACUCUGUGACACUGCAGCUUGGUGGAAUAUAUCAUUGUAGAUGUGGUGCAUGGAUAACUGCUGAAAAAGAACAAUAAACUUCAUCAAGCCAUUUGUGUCAGUGAGCUGAAUAAAUAAAACAAAUGUACAAUAAUGGGAAACAGAAAGCUCUGGUGGCAGAUUGGAUGGAAAUGUUACAGAUUCUUAAGUCUGUAUAGGAUGUUUAGUCUUUGACAUUCAUAAUGAAUAUGGAAUGAGAAGUCUAGCGUAGGGCUUAAAGCAG